AUGUAUUUCUCCGCGUGGUCCAAGAUCGCCCUUGCGGGUCUUUUUGCUUCAGCUGCUGCUCAGACCUACAGCUCGUGCAACCCUAUGGAGAAGACAUGUGAUUCUGACACAGGCCUCGCUUCUUCAUCAUAUUCAGUCGACUUCACCAAAGGUGCUGAUAAGGACAAUUGGGAGGCAACUGGUGAUGGCACUGUCAAGUAUACUUCUGAUGGUGCUGAGUUCACUGUUGCUAAGCAGGGCGAUGCCCCUACCAUCCAGAGCAAGUGGUACAUGUUUUUUGGCCGCAUGGAGGUUCACUUGAAGGCUGCGCCGGGAACUGGUAUCGUCUCAUCUGUCGUUCUUCUUUCAGAUGUUCUCGAUGAGGUUGAUUGGGAGUGGCUUGGAGGCAGUGACGGGGAGGUUCAGACCAAUUACUACGGCAAAGGAAACGACUCAUCUGAUACUCGAAGCGCUACUUUCCCAGUCACCAACACCCAGGAGGAGUUCCACAACUAUACCAUUCACUGGACCAAGGAGUCUUGCGAGUGGUACAUCAACGGCGUUGCUGUGCGUACGGUCAACUACGCGGAUGCUCUUGGAGGAGAGAACUAUCCUCAGACUCCUAUGCGUGUCAAGCUUGGUAUCUGGGCCGGUGGCGAUCCUGACAAUGCUGAGGGGACUAUUGAGUGGGCUGGCGGAGAGACUGAUUACAGUGCGGGUCCUUACACCAUGACUGUUCAGAAGAUUACGAUUGAGAACCUCAACCCUGCUGAGAGCUACACCUACAGCGAUAAGACCGGCUCAUACAAGAGCAUUGAGUUUGAUGAGAAGGACAGUGACAGUGAUGACGACUCCUCAUCGACUGCCUCCGAAGCUGCCUCAAAGACUUCAUCCAAGGGUACUACCUCUAAGACAUCUUCUGAGUCGACUUUCACCACUAAGACUUCCACUAAAGCUGACUCCGAGUCCUCAACAACAGCAUCCGACUAUUCUAGCGAGACUGAAAGCGCCGACUUCAAGAACAACAAGGCCGAGACAACUAGUGCUGGUGCAAAUUCGUCCGCAAGCAGUGCUGCAGUUACGCCUUCGGCUACUGGUGGUUCAACAAACAGCGCUGCUGGAAACUGGCCCAAGAUGUGGUUUGCCCUUGGAACGACUUUUGCUGCCAUGGUCAUGUUGUGA
Fusarium mangiferae is the source of this 1161-nucleotide messenger RNA. Its product is annotated as putative rAsp f 9 allergen. Gene Ontology annotation, biological process: fungal-type cell wall organization; carbohydrate metabolic process. The transcript has 2 exons. Gene Ontology annotation, cellular component: fungal-type cell wall. Bases 1 to 1161 code for a protein of 386 amino acids. NCBI's taxonomy places the organism in Eukaryota, Fungi, Ascomycota, Sordariomycetes, Hypocreales, Nectriaceae. The record is from RefSeq and is a predicted model, not a curated record. Gene Ontology annotation, molecular function: hydrolase activity, hydrolyzing O-glycosyl compounds; glycosyltransferase activity.